Messenger RNA from Durusdinium trenchii, 523 nucleotides. The record is from the annotation of a GenBank genome assembly. NCBI's taxonomy places the organism in Eukaryota, Dinophyceae, Suessiales, Symbiodiniaceae.
UUAACACAUCUCUCCUCUUCGCGAUUCGCGCCGCAUGCGGCGACCAUGCGGCCUUCACACGCAGCCGCCCUGCGACGCUUCAGCACUGCUUUGGGCCAAGAACUCCGAGAGGGGCGUUUCUGGCUGGCCUACGACCAGGCCUUCGGCGCCUUCCCCCGCACGCGCGCCUACGUGCCGAAGCCUGUGGAUGUCACCGGGCAGUUGGCAGCUCCACCGCGUGAUCCACGAAAAGAAGUGGUGCAGCCCAGCUCCUGGGUCAUUGUGGCUCACUGUUCUCCGACGCACCUCCUCAGGGACCAGCUUUGCUGCUUGGCGCGCGAAGACUUGUCCGAAGGGGUGAAGAUCUGCUAUGCAGGCGAAGUAUACAAAGCUGGAGAUCAUGAGAAGUACUCCGAGAAGUAUUCAUUGGAGAGUGGAGGCUUGGUGGUGGAUGGUGCUUUCUUCUGCAACGAGGCAGCGUUUGUGAAUCACUUCUAUGGCAUCGCAGAGGAGCCCAAUUGCGCCAUCCGUGGCGCUUCUGAGG